Messenger RNA from Fusarium odoratissimum NRRL 54006, 1728 nucleotides. RefSeq lists its product as uncharacterized. The transcript is spliced from 5 exons. NCBI's taxonomy places the organism in Eukaryota, Fungi, Ascomycota, Sordariomycetes, Hypocreales, Nectriaceae. Bases 409 to 1422 code for a protein of 337 amino acids. The record is from RefSeq and is a predicted model, not a curated record.
GACAGAGCAAGGUCCCCUGCAUGUCAAAAUGCAAGGAUCGUCAACCGUUUUGCACAACGAUCACAGUCACGAAAUGAAGAUUUCUCUUCCAUCGAACAAAACAUUACUCCGGUUAACAUGUACCCACGCCGUUGAAGUGGACGCCAACGAUUCCCGUUGAACGAUAGCUCAGUCGUUAGCUCAACCAUCCUAGUCUCGAUCCUUCAACAGCAUCACGCCCUGUAACCGAAGCGCCCACCCACGAGGGAUUUGAAUGAACCCCAGAUCCUUUCCCUUGGGUAACAAGCCGUUCCCCGCAACCCGGCAAUUCGCCUCCCCCAACCUAUUCAUUUCGCCCUUCUCCUCCACAAUCUCUCUUUUUUCGACAUGACCUCCAGUGUAACAGAGACUACAACACCAUGAGCAGGCAUGGCAUCGUCCUCGGACGCAGCCCUCACGUUAGCAUCGACUGCUAUAUGCGUCGCUCUCAUAGUAGCUAGGUGUUUUUACCGCCUCAUAUUCCGCUGCCACAUCCACACGACCUGCCACCGACGAUGGCGCAUCGACGACUUUUACAUGACAAUCGCGGUGCUGCCGCUUAUUGGGCGCGCUGUCUGUAUACUCCUCUCGUUCACGCUGAAUCCGGACCAUACGUACGAUCCUGCGACGGAGGCGGAGGCGCAGACUUGGGGACAGAGUGUGGAGAGUAUUGAUGGGGAUAGAGAGCUUUCACAUAAGCUUCUCAUACCCGCGCGGAUAUUCUACGCCAUGUUUCUGUGGUGUUUGAAGUUGGGGCUAUUGGCCUUUUAUUCACGCUUCAUUGAUGUGUUUCGCUGGGGCAAACUCGUCACGGAUGCGCUUUGGUGGUUCAUCAUCGCCACGUUCAUCGCGGUCUUUAUAACAAUCCUCGCCGAAUGUCGCCCUCUAUCACUAAUGUGGGCACUUAAUUACGAUGAUACGAAAGUCGCAUGCAAUCGCGCCGUCGGCAACCUGAUAUUAAUGGCGGUUUGCAACAUAAUAAUAAACAUUGCGCUCAUAAUCCUUCCGUUUCCGAUGCUUCGACAUCUCCGGCUCGAUAUCAAGGAGAAAGUACAGCUUGGCUUCUUGUUCAGCGUUGGCGCUGUGUUGGUAGCCAUUACGAUCCUCCGCCUCCCUCUCAUCCUCAACGAGUCCGUUUCUCAACGAUCCCGAUCGAUGUGGGCGUCAAUUGAGAUUCUCUGCGCAUGCAUCGUCUCCAACACUCCCUUCUUCUACGCUCUCGUCAAAGACAUGAAACGACAGCACGACGACCGACCCGAACGAUCACCGUCGAACGCUACAAAUCCAGGGGACCUUGACUUUUACGAUCUACAGAGCCUACCGUCCUCAGCGGGUGUGCAGGUGCCUGUGAGGUCAUCGCCUGAGACGUCGAAAUGUACAAUACGGUAUUUGGAGAAUGUUUGAGGAGCAAUGUUGGAAAGCGCUGAUGGUGGGAUAGUUAGUUAAUGAUACCCAAUAUGAAGAGUUAUGUUUAUGAGGCUUUAUUUGCGCAAUUCUUGCUAUUGUUGUCUCAUUCUCUUGAAUUGAGGAUCGGUCGAGCGGAUGCAGUGAUCCGACCGGACGGCGCGGAACCAACGGCCAAACUGCAUUGUCGCAUGUUGCGUGGUGAACCGCGUAUAUCUUGUUGGUGAAAAUGAAUAUCAAUAGAUCAAUUGCGUCUUAAAUAUGAAUUAACAUAUGAUUAGAUAGACUUUAAUUUAAUUUAGACCA